Molecule: messenger RNA, 2620 nt
Organism: Wasmannia auropunctata (little fire ant)
Lineage: Eukaryota; Metazoa; Arthropoda; Insecta; Hymenoptera; Formicidae
Product: RING finger and SPRY domain-containing protein 1-like
Exons: 11
Coding region: 894-2498 (534 amino acids)
Cellular component (GO): cytoplasm
Molecular function (GO): protein binding; ubiquitin-protein transferase activity
Source: RefSeq, a predicted model, not a curated record
ACACACGAAAUGCGAUACGGCACAAUCCGCUGCUGCACACGGGGACACUCACACGUUGUUGGGGGGGUAUAUAUACGUCGAUUCGAUAACGUGUCACGUCGCGAUCACGGUGGGCCCAUUCCGUAGAAUCCUUACGAAGUAUGAGCGGAAAGUACUCGCUACCGUGGAACGCGAGAUCGGCAGAGUAAUCGUGAGCGGAGCGCGAUAAGACACGCAUAUAUGCCUCGCUUCUCGUGCCACACGGCGGAAAUCGCUGUUGUGUUGUGGUAGAGUUAACAGGGGACAUAACCUCAAAAGAGGCGAGGUGUUGGUAUUCGUGAUUCGAUUCUCUGACUUUUGCAGCCGAUGCUGGAAACACCUUGCGGCCGUGCGAUCUCGGAGAAAAUUUGCUCCCUCGACGGAAUUGCUUAUCUCGAAGCGGGGCACACGUGCGAGACGCGUAUCCGUGCCUUUCGCGCAGAGUUGCGAAAAAGCAUCCAGUCAUGUACAUCGUUUUGCAAAGCACAUAUCUCGCUUUUUUUUAUCUAAUCUUUCUCACUUAAUUGUCUAUCGCGAUAGAUCGGUAAGCGGCAUGUAUGAUUAAAAAUAUAUUUCACCGGCUGAGAGAGGCGAGUUUUAAUGAGGAAGACUCAACACGCGUUUGCUUUUAACUUGCAUUUGGUUUACCAAAACUGUAAUGUUAGAAGUCACGUGUAUGCGAAUAAGCAGAUAAAAGACACUUGUGUAACACUACAUCAUUGCGCACAUGGUAAAGGGAUAUGACUUAUCAUGCCAUCGUCUUUUUGCCUAGUCAAAUGCGAGAUUUGAUAGUACGAUUGUACCGCUGUUCCGUAAAUGUAACCUAAACAAUAGGCAAUAACUUGCUGAAGGGAUAUUCCAAUAAACCAGUGGGAAUGGGCAAUUGUUUGUGCAAGGAUACUCCAGGGAUAUACGACAUUGAGACAUAUGGCAGUAAUAAUCGUGCGGAAGCUCAGAAUACCAUAAUACCGGAGCCGAGUAUAAGUAUAGUUUCGUGCAGCGAUUCGGCGUCUCCUUCCUUUAAAUUUCCCACAUCGUCGCACAUCGACAAGCUGGUAUUGGAAACACUCGGAAGUCUCGAUACUCUGGUAGACAACGAUCAUGAGCCACCGCCAGCGAUGUUAAAAUUGAAUUUGAUUGCGGACAAGGAAGAUGGUUGGAUACAAGUGGUUAGUUCUAUGGUCAAUGUUAUUCCAAUGAACAAUCCAUUGGGUCCUUCGGUUAUAAUAUUACUAUUAGAUGAUUGCCCUUUACCUUCAAAGGAUUCUGUACUACGAUUGUCACAAAUGUUUCAAUUCCCUCAGAAAGUUGAACAAAUACAAAUUACAACCACGCAACAGCGCAAUAUAUGCGUAGUACUUGGUUGCAUUGCAGAGAAACUUGCCGGUCCUAGUAGUAUUGCGAUAUUGUCUGACGCCACUUUAGAUUACCUAGUUUUAAAUCUACGAAAAGAAGUCGAGCCUUAUGUAAUGUUAUAUUCUCUGAUAGCACUAGAGAAGUUUGCACAGACAAGUGAGAAUAAGGUAACGAUUAAGAAACGUCUUAUGGCAGAAAAGCCAAAUCCAUUACUGGAAUUGGAGAAAUGGGUUACGGAAACGCAUUACGUACGUCGACAAGUUGGUUUCUGUGCACAGUGGUGUUUAGAUAACUUAUUCUUAAUGGAAGGUAGAAAAUAUUCCCACGAUUCCGUCGAUGUGACGGGUAUUAAUGUAAUGUUAAAUACGAGAGAUGUAAGCGAGUACCUGAAAAUAUCACCUAAUGGCUUGGAGGCACGAUGUGACGCAUAUUCCUUUGAAAGUGUACGAUGUACGUUUCAAGUAGAUUCGGGAACAUGGUAUUAUGAAACAUUGAUAAUAACUACAGGAGUUAUGCAAAUUGGAUGGGCCACGAAGGAUAGCACGUUUUUAAAUCAUGAGGGAUAUGGUAUAGGAGACGAUGAAUUUUCUUUGGCCUACGAUGGUUGUCGUCGACUGAUUUGGUAUAAUGCACGAAGUGAAAAAUUUCACGACAGACCGUGUUGGAAAGCUGGUGAUAUCUUGGGUUGCUUAUUGGAUUUAAAUAAACUAGAGAUAAUAUUCUCUAUUAAUGGUGUACCACUUAAACCGUGCAUUCAAGUAUUUAAAACAGUAAGGUCUGGAUUCUUUGCAGCGGCUAGUUUCAUGUCAUUCCAACAAUGCCUAUUUAAUUUUGGACAUUUACCUUUUAAAUAUCCACCUACUGAUCGAGAAUUUCAGAAGUUCAACGACUACGCUACAUUGAAACCAGAAGACAAGAUCAUACUUCCUAGGCACAUAUACCUAGAUCAAUUACGAAGGCUUAGUGUUAGGGAAGAUUCCUGUACAUUAUGUUUCGAUCAGAAGGCAUCAGUAAGGUUACUGCCAUGCAAUCAUAGAGGAUUCUGCCAAAGGUGUUCAAAACAGCUGAUUGAAUGCCCAAUGUGUAGAGCUACUAUUGAAGAAGUAGCCUCAGAUAACAUAUGACAUCAAUCAUCUCAUACCAAUGUUUACGAAUUCUUUCAUCAUUUCCUUUUUGUCAUGCAAUUUUUAUGGAAAUACCACGAGAUAAUCAUAAAUAUAGAUAGUUAUUUACGUCGUGUACUGUA